This is a messenger RNA of Strongylus vulgaris, 243 nucleotides long. NCBI's taxonomy places the organism in Eukaryota, Metazoa, Nematoda, Chromadorea, Rhabditida, Strongylidae. The record is from the annotation of a GenBank genome assembly.
AUGCUAAAUGCGCCUGAAGUCCAUGCUGACAAUUUACCCCCAAUGCCACCACCUCCAUCAGGGAUGUCGGAUAUGCCACCACCUCCACCAGGGUUGUCACAUAUGCCACCAACUCCAUCAGGGAUGUCAGAUAUGCCACCAUUACCUGGUACGCCAACACUACGUGGGGAUGAGAAAGCUGCUGUGCCAACAAUAGAACAGGGUGCUCCUACAAAAUUCGGUGCAUUCACGGGACACACGUGA